AUGGAAACAUAGUUAUUUCAUUCUGUUCCUGACACAUGAUGGAUCUGCAUGUCCCUGUUGGCCUUCUUCUAAUUUUUCUCACUGGAGGAUACUCUCUCAAGUGUUACACGUGCACACCUGAUCUUAUGGGUCGCUGUGAGGCAAAAGUGGAGAUGUGUGGAGUUGGAUAUUCCAAAUGCCAAAGCACAACAAUAGAACAAUCCAUUGGAGGUUCUAAGGUGUCUGUCACAACUAAACAGUGUGCCCCUGCAUGUGAACCUGCUGGAGAGCCAAUAACUACUCACUGCUGUGACACUGACCUCUGCAAUGCAGCAGGUAUUGUCCUUUAUAUGCAGUGUUGGGAGUAA
This is a messenger RNA of Labeo rohita (rohu), 347 nucleotides long. RefSeq names its product lymphocyte antigen 6B. The coding region runs from base 36 to 347 and encodes 103 amino acids. The record is from RefSeq and is a predicted model, not a curated record. The transcript is spliced from 3 exons. NCBI's taxonomy places the organism in Eukaryota, Metazoa, Chordata, Actinopteri, Cypriniformes, Cyprinidae.